AUGGUUGAUGCAGACCACCUUUCCCUGCGACGCAAAGAGGUCAUCAAUGAUGACUUGCCUGUUGGAGAGAUCCUGGAGCGCUGGCCUGCCCUAAAGAUGGAGUCACAGAUUUGUGCAGAGUUUCACAGAAUCACAAACAUCAACCUGAAGAACCACUUCUAUUCUGAGUUAGACAGACAUGUCCCUCGUCUUCAGAGUUUGUUCAGGAAGAAAGCUGCGCGCACAGGGAAGGUGUCUGAAGUCCUGGAUCAGCUCUUCAACACUUAUGACCGCCAGGAACAAGUUGACGUCAAUGUCCUCCGUGCUGCCGUCCUCCGUGCUCUCCCUACAUAUCUGCAUGAGGAUGACUCCGGAUUUCUGAAGCUGUGGGAUCAGGCCCUGUCAGAUGAACUGCAAAUCGACAACAUACCAGUUGGGCUCCUCCUGAUCAGUGCCACUUCAACAGAUGCUGCGGUAUUCUGCCCCGAGAAGGUUGCCGUUGUGCUUGAGGCGCCAAACUUUGAGAAGCCCUUUAAACUUCAGGUGGACGCAAGUGGAGUUGGUGCAGGAGCUGUACUGUUGCAAGAAGGGAAGGGGCUAUUGAUCAUCCAGUCUGCUUCUUCUCCCGGUUUGGCGUCAUCUGGUGGUUGGCGGUGGCAUGCCUGCUGGUCGUGGGAGACUCGCCAGCUGGUCGUGGGGAGACUCGCCCACCUGCUGCUGAUUGCGGAUGGGCUUCACCUGGGUGGAAGGGCAUACAAACCGGGCUGCCAUAGCUUUCAGGGGGUUCCUCGG
Messenger RNA from Labrus bergylta (ballan wrasse), 771 nucleotides. NCBI's taxonomy places the organism in Eukaryota, Metazoa, Chordata, Actinopteri, Labriformes, Labridae. The record is from RefSeq and is a predicted model, not a curated record.